AUGAGCAACGCCCUGCAAUUCUACGGGCUACCUCAAGAGAAUCCAAACACGCAUAUUUCUAGAUUUCUCAGAAACUAUCAGAACUUUCAUGCUCCGAGAGUCAAUGAAGAUGCUAUUAAACUACAACUAUUCCCAUUUACAUUGAGAGAUGCUGCAUUGGAGUGGUUAGAUGCUGAGCCUCACGCUAGCAUUAAUACAUGGGAAGAACUAAUCAGGAAGUUCUGUAAUAAAUUUUUCCCACCGACGAGGUACUUCUACACUGGACUUACACCACUGUCAAAAUCUCAAGUCGAUGCCUCAGCUGGAGGAUCAAUUAUAGGAAAAUCUGUGCAGCAAACCAUGGAACUGUUUGAGUUGAUUGCCACUACACAUUCCAUGUGCUCAUCAGAAAGAGUGGCGCCACUGAAGACAGGAGGAAUGUAUGAGUUAGACAGCGCAGCAGCUACCAACGUCCAAAUAGUGGCAUUGACAAAACAAGUGGAGUUAUUGGUGAAAUCACAAACGAAAAGAGCACAUGCAAUGACAGCUAGUCCAUCAUGCGAGAACUGCGGGGCUAAUCAUCUGACAGAAAACUGCACAUCUAUAGGCUAUCCCGACGAGCAGGUCAAUUUCAUUCAGAAUGGGUCUCGAAAUUUUAACCCAUUUGCUCAAACAUACAACCCAGGAUGGAGACAACAUCCAAAUUUCAGAUGGUCGAAUAAUCAACAAGGGAACAGUUCAAAUAAUACCCAACAGGAGAAAAAACCAAGCUUGGGGGAGAUGUUCAACCAGUAUAUACAGAAGACUGACAAGGUGUUUCAGCAGAUUGACACUAAUUUUCAGAAUCAGCAAGCAUCAAUCAAGAAGUUGGAAACACAAAUUGGUCAGAUAGCUCAACAACUUGCAGAACGCUCACAAGGGACAUUGUCAAGCAAUACAAUGGUCAAUCCAAAAGAGCAAGUACAAGCUAUUACUACCAGGAGUGGGGUGCAACUUCCAGAAAUACAUGUGAAGAGACCUGAGCGAAAAGAAAUGGAAAUAAUGGGUGAAGAGGCUGGGAAAGAAGUAGAGUUUGAACAACCAACUGACAAGGAAAACGAAAGGAAGGAAACACCUGCAGAAAGAGCACCCAGCCCCGUGAAGGCUUAUGUGCAACCAAUUCCAUUCCCUCAAAGGUUACAAAGAAAGAAGUUGGAUAAUCAGUUUGCUAAGUUUGUGGAGAUUUUCAAGAAACUGCACAUCCAUAUUCCUUUUGCAGACGCAAUUGCCCAAAUGCUCAGCUAUGCAAAAUUCUUGAAAGAGAUCCUAUCUAACAAAAGGAAGCUGGAAGAACAUGAGACCGUAUGCUUGAAUGAGGAGUGCAGUGCAAUACUAUUGAGAAAGUUACCUCCUAAGCUAAAAGACCCAGGGAGUGCCAGUGUUAAUUUGAUGACUCUCUCUGUUUACAGGUCUCUUGGAUUAGGAGAAGCAAAACCUACAACAAUCUCUUUGCAACUGGCCGACAGAUCGAUCAAAUGA
Molecule: messenger RNA, 1497 nt
Organism: Olea europaea var. sylvestris
Lineage: Eukaryota; Viridiplantae; Streptophyta; Magnoliopsida; Lamiales; Oleaceae
Exons: 3
Coding region: 1-1497 (498 amino acids)
Source: RefSeq, a predicted model, not a curated record